GUCUAAAUAUAGCUAGUUUUGAAGUUUGGCACAUUCUGGCUUAAAAAACACAUGUUUUUCCAUUAGCAUUCCAUAACGCGAUCGGGCUGCCUUUCGAAACCCAUCGCCUAACUAUUUUCCUCCUCCUCCUCUUCUGGGCGCGCGUCCACAAUCUCCGGCAGGCGGCGAGGUCGCGCGCGCAUGCGCAGAUCAGCCUGCGGCUCGCACUGCGACUGCGUGCGCGGCGCCGAGCGCGUAGUAGCAGCAGCAGCAGAGUCUCCUCGAGAAGGAGAAGUUUUCCAUUUGUCUGCCGGCGGCGGCGGCGGCGAGGAGCCGCGGCUAAGCGCCGCCAUGUUGCUGUCCGCUCCUUUUCGGGCCGCCUUCGCGCGUUCGGUAAGGAGGGCCGGUGGGGUUGAGGGAAACGCUGCUUCGUCCAGCGCGCUGGUCGGGCGUCCCCGGCAGUGUCGGUGGAGGGCAGUAGCGGCCAAGGGCAUGGAGGCGGCCCUCGCCUUCCUCGGGGGGAAGGGGAAAGGGAGGAGCUUGAUUCGGUUCCUGCCCCGCUCCCGACGAGCCUAGCAGCCUCUGCGGCGGAGAAGCGGAGGUGGCGGCAGGGGUGGACAAGGGCUGGGCGGAGGGUUUGGUCGGGAGCGGGGUUGCUUUACGGUCCAUGCUUUCCUGGGAAUACGCCUUAUAAAAGAAAAAUAAACCAUACGUGGAGAGGGAAUGGGCUGCGGACCGGGGGGAGGCAGGUAGAUGGGAAAGGACAAAUGCCGCCGUCGUCUUCUUCACCUCCUGAAUGCCACCCUCUUUUUUUUGGAAUGGCUGUUCUGCAGCAGGAGCGACCAUAAGGGUUGCGUUACACGUUUGUCGCGUGUAACGUGAAGUCAGGUCUUGGGAACGCUCAAACUACUGCAAGUGACAGCGUUAGACCAAACUCCUAAUCCUGUCAAAUCUUGAUAAAGUUGUGGAUAGAGAAUUGGAAGCGCAGGUUGGGUGAGCAUAUGAGCUCUUUUUUCUGCUGGGCCUUUGCACUUGGUUUUGGAGCCUCACAAGUGGUGGGGUCCUAGGAAGCACUUUAAAUCGAUUCUGGCUUUAGAUAGAUUCCCUGACAGGCCCCAUUUAAACAUGUAGGUCUAUAUCUGUCAUGCCUGUUUCCUCAUAGGUACUACCCUCCUUUGUUGUCAGUUUAGUUGUCCAGACCUUGUGCUGCGCUGCUUUAUCGUUGUUGCUUUUUCCCUCUGACCACAGACAAAGGCUGCCAAACAGACCAGCAACACAAACCCUGGGUGAGCCAAAUGAUGGCAGGAGUCUUGUGUAUACCUGGUAUACCUGACAGAUAGCUAGCUAGUGAAUAGGAAGCACAGUGACUGGAAUUGGUAUUCCAUAGCAGGGGCUACUGCUGAGAUGAACAGCAUAAAAUCUAAGAUAACUUGGACUGUUGUGUCACUUUGGUUUUUAAGUAAAUACAUGUUUUUGACAGGUGGGUGAUGAAAGAAGAGUACAAUGUGUAUUUCUUAGCAUGGAAAAGGAGUUCCCUAAAUGCAGGCAAAAAGGGAUCGGAAACAGUUAUAGAAAUUACCACAAGAGCAUUGAGACAGUUGCAAGAUUGAUGAAUUUCCAGUGCAUUUUGAAUAUAUUUUUUAUCAAAGGAACAGUCUCAUUCCUUUUUAAAGAGUUACUUUAAAUAGUAGAGUUUGCAUACAACUUUCUUUAGCUGUUUUCAUGAAGCAUAUUAAUAUUUGUAUGUGCAUAUAAAUUUCUGUAUAUAAAUGAAUAAUAUAGGUCAGUCAGUAGAGCAGGAAACUCUUAAUGCCAGGGUUGUGAGUUUGAGCCCCACGUUCGGCGACAGAUUCUUGCACUGCAGGAUGGACACUAGAUGAUCCUCAUGGCCCCUUCCAACACUACAAUUCUAUGAUUCUAGGAUUCUACUUUAAUAAGAAAACAUUCCAUUUAAUUUAAAAUUAAAAUUUGUUUUUGGCACCAAUCACAUAGGAGCCCUAAUGUAUCAGAUCAAAGGCUUGUCUAGUUUAGCAUCUUUUCCCCACAAUGGACAGCCAAAUGCCAGUGGAAAGCAGGACACCAAGGCCCUCCCUAACAAGUGGUAUUCAGAGGCAUAUUGUCUCUGAACUUAGCAUAUAGCCAUCAUAACUAGUAGCCAUUGAUAGUCUUAUCUCAAUCAUUUGUCUAAUUCCCUUUUAAAGUAAUUAAAUUGGAGUUAACAUGUCACUACAUCAUGUGGUAGUGAAUACCCUAGUUUGAACUAUGUACUGUUUGAAGAAUUAAUCUCUGCACAAACAGUAGUUUUUAGAUGAGCAACAGAUUCUGGUGCCCCUGCAGAAAAAAAUUUGAUUGCCUAUUUGUUUCUAAACACUUGUGGUUUUUUACCUCCUGCAACUAAAGUUUGUGGGAGGCAGGGUUGGAAUACGGAUGUGGCUAUUUUUAGCCCAUGUUUAUCAUCCCUUCUCUAAAGUUAGGCAGCAGUUUAGGGAAGUGUUCUGUUAUCUCACAGCGAUGCACCAUGCUGUUCAAAUGCAUACAACUGCUGUUCCUUCUCUUUUGUAAACUUGAAAAGGUAUAUCAACACACACCUCAAUUCUUGCAGCAGUGUGCUACCAGGCUAUUUCUCAAGACAACCACUAGGAGAGAGUAUAUAGUGGCAAAUAGGUAUUCCAAGAUAAAUUCAGGUUCAUUUGGGUUGCUUAGCCAGAAGCCUGUAGAUAGCUUCUCAUUAAGUUCUAUGUUUUGGCAAUAGCUAUACAGUAAUGGGCAUUGAUAAUCUGUUUGUUCAUAUUAGUUAUUGUACACUUGCUUCAUUAUGGUAAAAUUGCCUCUUGCCCAAGACCUGCCCAAGCAUAUACUGUACUUCUUUUCCUGUUUCCUUCUCUAUGACCUCUUAGCACAUUGAUUUGCAAUGUUUUCCUACUACUGCACUUUAUUUGGGUAUUGUUUAUAGCAAUUUCAGUGAUUCAAGUAAUGUGCCUUCUUUAGUGCUGCAGCACACUUUGGUAGUUUUCUAUGAAGCAGACCACUUAGUUGUUAGAUAAGCAUGCUGUUAGAUCAGAAUUACUGGAGGAUUCCAAUCAAGUAUAUUGGUGUGAGACAGUGGAUUAAUAUAAUGGCUGAGGGCAAUAAAGCUUCGAAAACUGAUGCACAAGCAAACUUUACUGUGGUUUUGUAGUUCCUGUGGAAAAGAAGUAUUUGAGGCGGUUCUCAUAGAAGUUGGUACCGCCAUCAUGAAUUAUAUAAGUUGUUUAGGAGCAGAAGGGAUGGGCAGACACAAAACUUUUUUCAGGUGGGUUAAAUAUUGGUUUUUUUGGUAUUCCCUGCUUUUUUUUUAAUGUACUGUAUAUGUAAGAUGUAACUUUAAAACAGAUGCUUACCUUCUAUAAAAUGUGCUUUGUAGGUGGCACAGAUUCGCUCUCUUCAUGCAACAGCUGUACGCAAUGGUGGUGGUGGAGCUUUGUUUGUGGUAAGCAAUUUGUAUGUACAACUAAAGCAGAUGUAACUGAAAAUUGAGAAAUGUGGUUUUUAUUGUCUUUUUUAAUCACUUGUCCUCCACAGUAAUAUCACAAUCCAUUUUUCUCAGCAAAUGUAAGACUACAUUGAUAAUAUCUCUCCUUUUUAUAUUAAUGAAGAUGAGAUUUUAUUGAGAGAGAAUGUAUCUGAGUAACUCCAUAUGAGUUCAAAAGCUUUAAUUAUUUCUGUUUAUUUGGGUGUUGGAAUAAUGCAUCUGUUCUGCAGUAAUGGUGGUACUGUUAACCUGGAAGUUAACCUGUUUCAGCAGGAAGUUUUCGUGGGUCAUAAUUGUAACUUUGAUACCGUUGUUGCUUUAUAGAUUGUACAAACUGGUGCUUCUAUUUGGCUUUAUUUCAAAGACUCGUAUCUACAUUUUCACUUAACUGUACAGUAGAACCUCUACUUACAACCGCCUCCACUUGCAGACAUUCCAAGUUGUGACUGCGGGAAACCUGGAAAUAACCAGUGGGUUUGCCGCCGUUUCUGCAUGUGCAGGGGCUAUUGUCAUUCGCGCAUGCAAAGGAGCGGCAACCGCUGCUUGCGCAGAAGCGGCACUCGCCAUAUGCGCAGGAGUGGGUGAUCGCCGCCCGCGCCAGCGCACAACGGCACUUCUCCCAACGACCUGUUUCACCAUAAGGACGGGCUUCCGGAAUGGAUUGUGGUCGUGAGUAGAAGUUCUACUGUAACCGGAACCUGUAAAUAGACGGGCAAGAGAAAUUUGGCAUGAAGGCAGCAAAAGAGAUAUCACAACAUUAACCCCACUCAGUAGGGUAUGAUGAAAUGUUGGUAAGGCUUGAUACAUUUUGCCCAUGUUGUAUGACUUUACAACACUUCUGAUUUUAAGUCCUGCCGUCUAGCUUAAUGGUGGAGCACAUGCUUUGUAUGCAAAAAUGUCCCAGGUUCGACCCCCCCUGUCAUUUCCAGGUAGGACCAGGAAAGACUCCUUGCUGAAACCUUUGAGAGCUACUGCCACUCAGCAUAGACAAUACUGAGACGGAUGGAGAAUGGUUUGACUGAAUAAAAGGCAUCUUCCCCUAAUAUAGAUGACCUGCUGAUAUAAAGACAAAAUGUGCAGUGGGGAAAACUACACAAUAGGGAGCCAUGGGUCUAAAUGCUUAGAAAAAUAACAUGAACCAUUCUUUAUGAUACAUGACUUCUCUAUGUGUACCUAUAUUGCAAUACAUAAUUAUACCCUCUGUAGCUCUUUUGUAUUCUCAAGCAGAAAUUAGUGCUUUUAAUUUUUAUCAGGCACUUAGCUACUUGAACGUAUUUGGUACUUUUUACUUUACUUGAGAUGUAAUUAUUAUUUAUGUAUAUAAUGCCAUCAAUGUGCAUGACACUUUACAGAGCGCAAAAGUACUGGUCCGUGUCUCUGAGGAGCUUAACUAAACUUCUGUACAGGGAAAACCAAGACGAUAGGGAGGGAAAAGAAGGCAGCAGUAAACACACAGAAUGGUGAAGCUGGAGGGGCAAAGGUCAUGGGCAGGGAUAUAUUGGAGAGAUGAGAAGGGGAAAGACAUUUGAAGGUAAGAGCAAGGUGUAUGUUCUGAAUGUGGGAACUAAGUAAAAACCAGUGAGGGGAUUUUGGGAGGAGUGUCUCACAAUCAGAGCAGCAACGGAAGUGAACAACUUUGGCUGGAAAAGAAAUGAGAAGGCAAAAUUGAGAAGACCAGCAAGGAGAAGAUUGUGUUAUUCUAUGUGAGAUAUGAUUAGGGUAUGAACCAGAGUCUUUGCCAAGGUGACAAAGAAGAAGGGCUGUGGAGGGAGUUGAGUAGGAAAGAAAAAGGCAACACAACAGGAAUAAGCGGCAUGCCUUGAUACUAGUGGAAUAUACCUAUAACACUUAUGCAGGGUUGAAGUUCUAAUUCCCUAAAGUGUUAGUCUUUUAAAAAAGCUUUUUUCAUAUUGUGUUAAGUCUAUGAUUAAACUGCAGGGAACAAUAUUUUAUUUCAGUCUGUUUGAAAUAGGCUGACCAGAUGUAUAGGAGAAAGCAGCUCCUGUAUCUGUUGAACAGAAGAAUUUUUUUUGCAGAUGUAUCUUUUCAUACUUGCAUGAGAAGCUGUGUUUGUACAAAAUACCAUCUUCUACAUAACUAUUAAGGUAGAAUAGUCUUGUUUUUGCUGCAUCUGACAUAUGUGUUCUAAAUAUGUGUAAUUGUUUCAUUAUUUUGUUUGUACAGCACAGAGAUACUCCUGAAAACAACCCAAAUACUCAAUUUGAUUUCACACCUGAAAACUAUAAGGUAUGUCAUGAUACUUGAUAGGCUGUAUCUUUACAGAAAACUGAUUUUUUUUGCUAUUGUAAUGCUUAUUUUCUUUAACAGCGAAUAGAGGCAAUAGUAAGCAACUAUCCAGAGGGACACAAAUCUGGAGCAGUGAUGUCAGUCCUGGAUCUAGCCCAAAGACAGCAUGGAUGGCUACCUAUAUCAGCAAUGAAUAAGGUACUUCAUUAUUUCAGGAGGCAAACCCUCCAUGGUUUAGAUAUUUUUGAACUCAUUCUUAGAUAUAAUGAUCAACAAAAAGAUAUGGCAGAGUUUGAGAAGCUUAUAUUGAAGUUCAUCAAUUAUUGUUAAAUUAUGAUACAGAGGAGGAACAGAUCAAGGAAUACAUUCUCAAGUGGGCUCAGAAUAUUGGUGAAAAUGUUCUGAUGAAAGUGUAGGAAAAGCUUCGGCUAUUGGUUUGUAAGUUUUUGUUAAAUAUGGGAACAAGCAAGAACCGUUUUACAGUCAUACCUCGGGAUAAAUACGCUUCAGGUUGAGCGCUUUCGGGUUGCGCUCUGCGGCAACCCGGAAGUAACGGAGUGCAUUACUUCCGGGUUUCACCGCUCAAGCAUGCGCAGACGGUCAAAAUGACGUCACGCGCAUGUGCGGAAGCGGCAAAACGCGACCUGCGCACACGCAGACACGCUAUCACAUCUUACGUUCUGUUUGGGAUGCGAACGGGACUCCGGAAUGGAUCCCGUUCACAUCCCGAGGUACCACUGUAUAUGCAUGGCCCCAAUGGUAUAUUACUCUUGCAAAACUACAUAAAAUAGUAAUUACCCAGACACCUUCUGCAAAUACCAAAAAGAGGAGGGUGGUUUUAUCAUCUUGGGUGGAAAUGCGACUGGGCAAAAAAAUGUUUGAGAACGAUUAAAAACCAAAAGAAUAGGUUUCUGGUAUACAGAGUUCUGCUGCACAUUGUUGUUGUUGAAUUACUUGGAUGUGUCAGUAAAACAUGACAUUUGGAAAUGGGUGCUUAUUAGCUGCAUCCAGAAUCCCAUACGAAGGGAACUGGAGCUCCAUCAACAUCCAGUCCAUCACAGAGUGGUAUAACAGAUGUUGGGGGAUAUAUCCUGGUAGCUAAGCUAUCGUAUUUACAGUGAGGGGGGGAAAGUAUUUGAUCCCCUGCUAAAUUUGCCUGUUUGCCCUCUGGCGAAGAAAGGACCAGUCCAUAAUUUUAGUGGUAGGUUUAUUGUAGCUGUGAAAGACAGAAUAACAACAGGAAAACCCCAGAAACCCAGAAGACAAAAGUCAGAGAUUGAUGUGUAGAUUAAGAGAACAGAAUAUCAGACAGGCCAACUUUUGGCUUAUACAGCUUGCCUAUAUUCAAUAUUUCACUAAGGCAGGUUUUUUGUGGAUAUUAGUUAAGGGUUUAAAAAUGUUUUGAGUGUGAGACCUGAGUUUGAGUAUCUGUUUAAUCAUUUGCUUAUGUGAUUAUUGGUCUUGAGUUAAGGAAUAUUUUGAAUGUCCCUGUUGUUUAUUUGAUCAGUUGUAUGUAUGUAUGUAUGUAUGUAUGUAUGUAUGUUUAUUUGUUUGUAUGUAUGUAAUCAUUAUUGUGUAUUUUUACAUAUGAAGCAUGGAUAAUAAUGCUGUUUAUAAUAGUUGGUUAGUCCUGUACAAAAUGUAAAGCACAUUAUGUGAAAGAAGCUAUACCAGUGUAAGUAGUAGUAGUUAUCAAAAGCUUUACUGUCUAUAGUAUGGUUUUUUAAUAAAGUUGUGUCAUGAAGAAAUCUUCUAAGAGACUUCUGUAUCUGAAUAAAAGUGCACUGACUGUUCCUAUCAGACUACGUUGCUGAUGUACUAUAUGCAGGUCAGGGGUAGUGCACUCAUAGGUAUACUAAAAGAAAGAAUAGGACAACAGGGAUGUGGUUUUUUUGGUGCUGCUUUGAAUUAUGUGGUAGAACAUUUUCUAGUCUGAAAAUAGUUUUGAUAUUCUGUAAAUAGUUUUCAAUAGUCUGAAAUCUAGCACUUUAAAAUAUUUAUUGAUAAUUUCUACCAGUGAGUUCAUGGGAUUAAGUAAUGGCCUGUGGAUCUACUAUUGUUGUUGGACUCAAAUUCCAUCAUUCGUACCCCAAAGGCUCUCCUAGCUGGGGCUGAUGGUAACUAUAGUCCGGGUCAUGGACUAUAUUAACAAUAACACCUUGUUAAUAAUCAAUCUUCGAAGAACAAACACUUGAAAAAAUGCACAUUUACUAUCACAUUUUGUGGAAAAAAAUUAUUGGUUAAGAAAUACAAGGAUUCAUAUCAUCGCUGGCAUUAUAAUUGCUUUUCAAAAUGUUGGUGUUAGUUGAAACUGCUCAUUUUAUGUCCUGAAAAAAUAAAACAGUCUUUUAUUGUUACAGGUUGCUGAGAUUCUAGACAUACCUCCCAUGAGAGUUUAUGAAGUAGCAACCUUUUAUACAAUGUAUAAUCGUAAACCCGUUGGGAAAUACCAUAUUCAGAUCUGCACCACUACGCCUUGCAUGCUGUGUGACUCGGAUAGCAUAUUAGAAGCCAUUCAGAAGAAGCUUGGUAGGAUAUGUAGCUUACUUCUCUCAUGUGGGGUUCUUCAUUUACAUUGUACUACCUUUUACAGAGGACUUGGUAAGGCUCCAGAACAUUUUUAAUGUAUAGUCAUUUUCUCUGCUACUACACCUUUUUCUUCCUGGAAAUGAAAGUAAAGAAAGUGUUUGGAAUCAAACUAAAAUGUGAAAACCUCAUCACUUCAAAUAAUAGUGUUUUAAACUGAUACUGAACACACUUUAAAUGAGAGCAUAGUAGCAGGCCUGCUUAACAGCAGUGAUAAUUAUCUGUAUAACCGUAGGCCCACUUUACAACUAGAAAUUGUAUGCCCUUCUCUUCUGGGGACUUCAGUCUGUUCUGAAUAACAGGUUAUACAGUAUAUACAACUUGAAGUUUCAGGAAAUGCUGAAAAAAGGAGGUAAACAUAAAAAUUAAGGGAGCCUAAUGUUUUCAACAUCCCCUCUCCUAAUUUGCUUUAAAAUGGCUGUGGCUGUUUUAAUGCUAUAGUUUCUAUAGCUUGGAUCUUUGUCCAGGUCUGACCAGACAUCAUCUCUCACUCUACCACACCUUGGUCAGUAACCUUUUGAAUGUUAUGAGACAAGUACAACCUUUAUGGAUCUGUUCAACAACGGAGAGAAACAUUAAGUUUUCACAUCCUGACACUUCGCUAAAUAUAUUACAGUGGUGGGGGUGUAGCUGUCAUCCUGGCAGGAUGCCACUGCCACACAGGCAUUCAUAUAAUGCAGCCAACUGCUUUCAUUUUUAUAAGGUCUAAAACAGCUAUAAUUUUAAAUAUCAGUCCUUAUUCAACAGUGCAUGCACUAUAAAACUAGAUUCUCCAGCCUGCUCUAACAGCCAGAUCUUUAUAGUCCUGUAAGUUUGAAUGCAACCCCUGCUGCUAGAUCAGGCUGGGAAUCACCCACAGAGCACCUGUUUGCACACGAUUCCCAACUUAACUAAACAGACACAAUCUAUGCAUUUUGUCCUUGUUUAUAUUUAAGGAAAUCACUAUGAAAAUUUACUGUUUGAGAUUACAGACAUACAAACAUCAUUUUAUUUGUAUUCCUCCUUUCCGUUGUUCAAAAUAUGCUCAAGGCGGCUUACAACAUGAAAAAAUACGUAAUUACCAACAACAAAAGUGGUUAUAAACAUACAACAAAAUUAAGCAAUUUCCACAUAAAUCCUAAUCAGAUCUAAAACAAAUAUAUUUUUUAAAAUAUAAAUAACAGCAACAGCCUCCUCCUAAACAAUACCCCAGCCCAAGAGUCUGUUCAGCAGCCUCAGCUUUUGUAGCUGGAGUCAAGUCAGGGCCCCGGUCUCCCAGGGCAAGUGGGAAAAGGCCUGCAAGGUUCUAAUGCUGCUUUGUUUUUGCUUAUGUCCCUAGGUAUAAAAGUUGGAGAAACAACACCUGAUAAACUCUUCACUCUGAUUGAAGUGGAAUGUUUGGGGGCUUGCGUAAAUGCACCAAUGGUACAAAUAAAUGAUAACUAUUAUGUAAGUACAAGUGGUCCCUCCAACAAAAUGUUGCAGUGUAUCCAUGGGGUGCAUUUGUUGUCUGAUCCUGUGGCUUUAGGGGAGAUGAAUACACAAACACUAGCAUCAAAAAAGUAGUCUCUUCCUUGACUUGAGUCCAACCGUAAUAUAAAGUGCUGCUGGUCUGCAUGCAAGUUAAUAGAACACAAAGCUUCUGCUGUGCAAGGUGGUCUGAAGUAGCAGUUCAUGCAGAGUGGCCUUUUCUUCCUCCUGAGAAGUAUGGAGAAUUUUUGACUGGUAAUAUGAAUCAACUUCAGCCCCACCUCUGACCUGCAAUAUUAAUAGUUGUAUAUGGCAGAGCUGUCAUAAGCUUCCCUCUCUCCCUCUCCCUCUCCCUCUCUCUCUCAGUACAGCCCCUAACCUACAACAACCCUGCAGGGUUGUGGUAAAAUCUUUUAUCAGCCCAAUCUGCAGUGAGAGAAAUGGGUAUCACUGCAGGUUUGUCACAAGCUAUUUGCUUCAGUCCAAUCCUCAAACCUGCACUAGGGUGUAAUAUCUCUGAACAAUGCUGAAGUGUAAUAACCACUUGAGCCUGAUUUGCGGCAUACAGUAUGACUAAUAUUGCAGGGUUGUCAUAAGCCCCUCUCUCUUAGCCACAACUUAUUCUGUCCUGUAAUACUGGGACACUUAACUAGGUUUGCUUUGGAAUUAGCAAGGUUUGCACAGCAAAAUAGCCCCCAAAAUUGAAACAAAAUAUUUGCAUUAAAAUAACUAGGGAGCUCCUGUUCUGAUAUCCUGGAAGAGAACAAUGCUAGCAGGUUAACUCAUUUCAUCCUCCCUCCCCCAAACACACACUUUUGUUUUCCCCACCAGAUACUGAAUGUGCUCCGUCCUCAGUGAGCUGUUAGAAGAGGGGUUGUCCUGUACCCCCCUUUAAAGUGUACUUCUGCAUUACCUCUUGGUGCUUACCAUCUGAGUUUACUAUUCAGAGUAACCAAAUAUAACCCAAUGUAAUCAAACUAUGUUUAUCCAGUUUAACUUAUCCUGUUUUUUCUUUAUUUUAAUAGUACUAAAAGCUGUUUCCUCACAUAAAUAAUUAAGUGGAUUGUUAAUUGGAAAUGAGCUGGGUUUGAACCAGUUUGUAUUCCGUGUUUGCUGUGUGACAGUAGUGUAUUGCUGUGAGCAUUUGUUCCUAUAACCAUAUUGACAAAUUGUAGGAUCUACUAGACAGCAGGACACCUGCCCCACUUAAAAGCUAUAAUUAUGCCUACAUUUUUUCAAGUGUUAAUAGAAUUACCACAGAGUGAUACUUUUAGUCCCCCCAAAAAAGCUAUCAUACUUUUUUAAAUGUCUGGAAAUCUUUACAUUUUCCUUAUUUCACAUUUCAGGAAGAUCUGACAACAAAAGACAUAGAAGACAUAAUUGAUGAACUAAAAGCUGGAAAAGUUCCAAAACCUGGACCAAGGUAUUUUAUUCAUUUGUACCAUAUAAUAAAAACUAAGGAAAAUUGGGAACAGUAACAUUGUAUGUAAUUAGCAUUACAUGCGCUUUCCACAGCAAGUUGCAAACAUAUCUAUAGAUAUGGGAAACCAAAUAUAAACCUUUAUUCCAAUGAUGCUUCAAGUUUAUACACUUUAAAGGUCUGUGUCCUAGUUGCCAAGAAAUGAAGGUAAACAUUUCAUUGAAAUAGCUGAAUUCACAGCAGCAUUGAGUCUUGACCAAACUUCAGAGAUGGGAUUGCUUCUAAAUUUAAUUGUGUGUUUAUUCAAGUGCUUAUUUGACAGGCUUACACCCUCACUUCUUUACAUUUUUUAUGCCCAGUCAGGAUGCUCAAGCUAGUUUUACACUGCAUAGAUUUCAGUGCAAGUGCCUUCAGUGGCUAUACAGCACUCUAAAUAAAUCAGAUUCACUUAUUUGUGGCAAUCAUUUUGCAAGUUAUAGUCAAACUGUGAUGCUCUCAGACACAAAAUUAUUAAUUUUUAUUUUUGAGAAACAGUAUUUGCCGCAUCACUUUCUUUUGUAAUUUGAUUGUAUGCUUGCUACAGAGGAAGAAUGUUAUGCCAGUGAGGUACAGUGCUAGACUAAGACCAGAGAGAACCAGAUUCAAAUCUCUGCUCAGCCAUGUCGCUCACAGGAAGACUGGGCUGGUCCCAUAUGUGCUUAACCUAUUUCAGUGGGUUGCUGUGAGAAUAAUAUGGGGGUUCUCAGAAAAAGGGCAGGAUAAAAAUGUAAUAAACACACAGUAAUUUAACAAUCAUGGGGUUUUUCCUAACAUUCAGCUUGUAAAAUUCAACCUACAUAUUUGGUUUACAAGACACAGCCUGAUCCUAUACUCAGAUGUAAGCCCAAGUUACUUCAGUGGAGCUAUAAAGUUGAGCAUGCAAGAACUACAACUGUGCUUAGAAAGUAGCAUGCAUACAUUGGCUUUUGAACUUGUUUUUAAACUUGCGACUAGGUUCAUGUUUUCACAAAUAUCCAGAACUAAAGAGGUUUGAAGAAAAUGAGUCUGACUUCUAUUUACCCUUGAAGAUGAGUAGUGCAAUGGAAGUAAUGCAUAAGUUAAUUGCUCUCUCUUUUUGCAGGAGUGGGCGCUUCUCUUGUGAGCCAGCUGGUGGUCUCACUUCUCUGACAGAACCACCCAAGGGCCCUGGUUUUGGAGUUCGGCCAGACCUUUAAGACUAUUGUUCUAGCUGUAAGGAACUACUUCAGAAAAUAAAAUCUGAACUGCAUACAGAUGAAAACAUGAGUUCAGUUGCUUACAGUCUGGUAUAAUAAUUUUACUUUAUUAUUAGUUACUCACCUGAGAUUAAAAUUCAAGUUUUAUUAUUGUUUAUAUUUAUUAAUUUUGUUAUAGGCAAAUGGAAAAUGCAAGAGUCAUCCCCAAACCAGGGCUAUUCUAACCCAAAUAACACAACACUUUAUAUCAAUUUUACAUAAAUUUGAAAUUAAAAUAAGAACAAAAUAAAGUCUCUUUAAAAAGCUUUUAUUUAAUAUAGAUAUGUUUAGGUACAUAAAUUAUAUAAAUCUAACAAGUAGUCACAAAGAAAUUGAGUAGUAGAAAGGGGGGUGGGGAAAAUAUUAUAUUAAGAGAGACCAAACUGCUGUGCAAGUGGAAUGUAUACAUAGCUAACCUGUGGCCCUCUAGGUAUUGUUGAACUUCUACUCUCAUCAGCCACAGCCAGCAAAAGCCAGUUUCAGGGAUAAUACGAGUUGUAACCCAGCAGCAUCCAGAGGGCCACAAUUACCCAUCCCUGGCCUUAAUAGUCAAAGAUAGUUGCAUCAGAUAGAAGUUUCAGGUACCCACACAGUGUAGGUGAUUUUGAAGAUAUGACUUAUCCACUGGGUACACUGAAGGGACAGAUGUUUUCAAUGCCAUAUAAUUAAUCUCAGGGCUACUAAGAUUACUCAGGGCUACUACAAAGACCUGUGAAUUUAACACAGAAUACUGUGUUUAAGGUGUGUGCUUUACAAUGUCCUAAAAUAAUCUGAAUGCAAAUUGUAAUGAAACAAGGGCAAGAUUAAACCUAGUUUCUAUUUAUUGCAAACUGUAAUUUUGGGAUAUCCUCAUAACGUAUGAACAGCACUAAUGUGUUUGACAGCACUAGCAUUCAUAUAAUUCCCUAUGUCCAAUUUGGCAGAAUUUAGCAAGAUACCAAUGUAAAUGCAGUUUAUUCUAUUGAAUAAGCAUUGAAUAUUGGUUUUGUGUUGCUGAUCUAACAAAAAACUUAAGUUUGAUAUAAGAACUUACAAAUUCUUAAACUCCAUAAAGACAGAAUUAAGCCCUAAGCCCGAGUUUGCAUAUUUUCACUUUUAUAGUAUACAAAUUGGGAAUCUUUCUAAUCCCUGUAGAUUAGACUCCUUGGUUUCCUUGCCAGUCUUCACUUUAAGUUACUUGAAUCUGUUCAGGGUCUAUUGUUUAGGUAUUCAGAACAUCUCUCUACUUGUGGUACACUAAUUAGAUGGCUUAACAUGAUGUGUAGACCACUCCAUCUCAGCGUAGAAGGUAGAUUUUAUCGUUACUUCCUGGUCUUUGAUUAUAUUAAAAGUGUUUUGCUAAGAACGAUACUUAGGGACACGGGUGGUGCUGUGGUCUAAACCACAGAGCCUAGGGCUUGCCAAUCGGAAGGUUGGCGGUUCGAAUCCCCGCGAUGGGGUGAGCUCCCGUUGUUCGGUCCCAGCUCCUGCCCACCUAGCAGUUCGAAAGGACGUCAAGUGCAAGUAGAUAAAUAGGUACUGCUCUGGCGGGAAGGUAAACGGUGUUUCUGUGUGCUGCUCUGGUUCACGAGAAGCGACUUAAGUCAUACUAGCCACAUGACCUGGAAGCUGUCUAUGGACAAACGCCGGCUCCGUCGGCCUAUAGAGCAAGGUAAGCGUGCAACCGAGUCGUCUGUGACUGGACCUUACAGUCAGGGGUACCUUUACCUAUACUUCAGAACAGUGAGCUGUGAGUUAUCAGGCUGUCAACAGGGGAUGUUUAAUGUAAGAAGCCAGAACUCAGAUAUGGUAAUAUACUGCGUAAUCUGAAGCAGAUUUUAAUGUACACUCCUUAAAGUAAAAUAUUUUGAAAUGACUACAUUACCAUUCCACCUUUCCUCUCCAAACUUCAUUCAUGAAGUUCACUUACAUGUAGUGAAAAAAACAAAAAAAAAGUAAGUUUUAACUUUAAAUGUGUAUGUUAUGCAGCUAAACCUACUUAAAUUAUUAGAUACACAGUGUACUCUUGAACUAGAAUUGCAAUCUACGGAGAGAAGUUAGGAGAUUAUCUUUAGAUUCAUGAUUGCUUCUGCACAAUCCUCCCAAAAUUUAUUUUUAAAGCAUCUAAAAGCCGGUCUUGUGAGGUUAGACAGAUGUUUCUAUUCCUUACAGCAACUGUAUUUAAUCAUGUUUUAGCAGUGGCUGUCACUAACUUGAUGGGGGGAAAGUCCAGGACUUAAAACUCUGAUAAGUAUUUGGCAUGCGUGGAUGGAAAAGCUAUAACCAGUUAAUUGCCUUUCCAACAAAGUAUCACCUUUAAUAAACUUUUAAUUUAGAACUUUAAUAUGUUUUAAUUUCUGAUUUUUCACAAAUCAAAUGGAAAUUGUAAAUUGCACCUACUAUGAACUGCAGAAUGUCGAUCCCAGAAUUUUAUGCUUCUGGACAUGUGCCUUAUUGUUGAUGCCUUUUAUGGGUUUAUGCAGUAUCAAAGGUCUGUGAAACCGGGCCUGUGCUUAUGACAACAUCUGUAUGUUUGCGAACAGUAGCCUUCUAGUAUCCUGACGACAAUACACAGUAUCCAGUUUGUUUUAUAAAACUUCUUAUGGCAAAUCUCUUAGCCUGGUUCAAAAUGAACCUGAAUAUAUGAAUGUUAAACCAAAGCAUAGAGUCUCAAAAAACUAAAUCCAAUUCUUAUGGUCAAUUAACC
Podarcis lilfordi (Lilford's wall lizard) is the source of this 15131-nucleotide messenger RNA. The record is from the annotation of a GenBank genome assembly. Lineage: Eukaryota; Metazoa; Chordata; Lepidosauria; Squamata; Lacertidae.